Messenger RNA from Ciona intestinalis (vase tunicate), 1212 nucleotides. Its product is annotated as cytochrome c oxidase assembly protein COX18, mitochondrial-like. Gene Ontology annotation, biological process: mitochondrial respiratory chain complex IV assembly; protein insertion into mitochondrial inner membrane from matrix. Gene Ontology annotation, molecular function: membrane insertase activity. The record is from RefSeq and is a predicted model, not a curated record. Gene Ontology annotation, cellular component: mitochondrial inner membrane. NCBI's taxonomy places the organism in Eukaryota, Metazoa, Chordata, Ascidiacea, Phlebobranchia, Cionidae.
UAAAAAUUACAACUAUUUUUAAACCAGGUAAUUUGUUGCCCAAGUAAGAAGUGAUAAGAUAUAAAUGUUAUUGUGCUCCUGUUAGCGAAUGCAUAACCAUUUAGAUGUUUUGUUCAAGGUUGCCCUGCAAACAAACUCUUGGUCUGAUAAAUAAGUGGUCCCACCAUUUACCAUGCGGUAGUGUUAUCACUGGGUGCAAAAAUGGUGUCAAAGUAAAAGUUUUUCCAGCCCAGAUUCGUUGCUUUAGUUCUAACUUUUCUGAGGAUUAUGGAAAGUAUUCGGAACCUGGAACGUAUGAAACUUUUAUUGGAUGGUUUACAGACUCUGGUAUAAUUCAAUCAGUAGAGCUAUACUUGACCAGCAUGCAUGACUUUACGCAUUUGCCCUGGUGGUUGUCAAUCACGCUUUCAACUUUUCUGCUUCGGGGAAUUGUUAUGACACCAAUGACAAUUUAUCAGAUGAAAAAUAUGAUAAAAUAUCAGUCUUUUAUUCCUGUGUUGGAAAAACUUCAAAAUAAAUUAAAACUUGACGUAGAAAAAGCUGCGGAGAAGAAAAAAUGGGACGACGCAACGAAAGUUUUAAAUUAUAAAGUCAAUCUGAAUCAUUAUAAAAGAAAAAUGAUGAAAGACAACCAAAUCCCAGGAAUUUUAAAACGAUAUGGGCUUCCAUUUGUUCAGAUUCCACUUUGGGUAUCUAUGUCUGUUGCGAUGCGACAUUUAACGUUAAACUUACAAUUUACCCCACCCAGUGACCAAUUAUUGAUCGUUGCAUCACAAUUGUCAACAGAAGGGUGUUUGUGGUUCGUCGAUCUAUGUUCAGUUGAUCCAUACUUCUUAUUACCAGUCUUACUUUGUGCUGUAAACUUGUUAAUUAUUGAGAUACACCGUGGUGGUAGAAACGAACUAAUAGGGCUGAACAAAGCCUUUGUUUACUUCAUGAGAACUAUUGCAGUUAUUUUACUUCCCAUUGCAAGCCAAAUGCCAGCGGGCGUUGUAAUGUAUUGGUUGUCUUCCAGUGUUUACGGAGCAAUACAGGCACUGGUGUUAAAAUCUUACAGGUUUAAAAAACUUGUCGAAAUUCCAAUUUCGCCAAAUGACAGCAAAACUCCUUAUAUGGAUAUUUUUAAUAGAAUUAUUAGAACUAAACAAAAGAAAAUUUCUUAAUUUUCUUAUUUUUUUAAAUAAAUGAAAAUUUCUCAAAUUUCCUAUUUUU